AUGUCAACUCGCCCAGAAAACAGUUUUGCCAACACCACCUUCCAGGCUUUGGUCAACAGCGAUCCUCAGAUUGCUCACCUCAAGGAUGGAGCAUACUCUAAGGCUGCCAGCCCUGAGCGUUUCAACAUUACCAAGGCCGGUCUUGAGGCCAAGGGCUUCAAAGUCACUAUCGCUGAAAACAAGGACGAGGCUUAUGAGAAGCUUAAGAGUCUCAUCCCUGCAGGCGCUUCUAUAAAUCUUGCACACAGCACAACCCUUGAAGAAAUUGGAUUCAUUAACUAUCUUAUGGGAGAAACCCCUUAUGUCAACAUUCGUGCAAAGAUCCUUGCAGAAAAGGAUCCCGUCAAGCAAGCAGAGCUCCGUCGUAUCGAUGGUACUACAGUCGACUACUUUUUGACCUCCAUGUGUGCUGUCACCGAGAAUGGUGAGUUGGCACAUGGUGAUCAAACGGGCACCAAAGUUGGUGGUGUCGCCUUUGGAGCCAAGAACGUGAUUGUGGUUGUUGGAUCCAAUAAGAUUGUCAAGGACGAGGCCGAGGCCUUUAAGAGGACCACAGAAUGGUGCCUACCCUUCGCUAGCGCCUUUUCUAGAGAAGUCUUCAAGGCCCCAGGCGCAUCCCUGAACAAUUACCAGGUCAUUCGACAGGCCAAUCCCUUCAACCCUGACCGCAUCCAGGUCUUACUCAUCAACGAGGCUCUCGGUGCUUAA
Messenger RNA from Lobosporangium transversale, 708 nucleotides. RefSeq lists its product as hypothetical. The coding region runs from base 1 to 708 and encodes 235 amino acids. The transcript has 3 exons. The record is from RefSeq and is a predicted model, not a curated record. NCBI's taxonomy places the organism in Eukaryota, Fungi, Mortierellomycota, Mortierellomycetes, Mortierellales, Mortierellaceae.